Macroventuria anomochaeta is the source of this 388-nucleotide messenger RNA. RefSeq lists its product as uncharacterized. The transcript is spliced from 2 exons. The record is from RefSeq and is a predicted model, not a curated record. Lineage: Eukaryota; Fungi; Ascomycota; Dothideomycetes; Pleosporales; Didymellaceae. The coding region runs from base 33 to 296 and encodes 87 amino acids.
CCGUCAUUUCGUAUGUAUCUCUUUCACGGCGCAUGACAACCCCACGUUUUCGCCCCCCAACCGCAGGGGUGGCAUCACGCGCUUACCUUCGCUUGCAUACAGCCACAGCUGAUCUCGGGAUGCUGCAUGCACCACACUGGUCAAUCGCGCACAGUCUGUGCUGUAGAUGCAGCAUGUGCCCCGCGGCUGUGUGCUUACAUACAUCACCGUUGCUGUCUCUGCUGUCUCUGCUGCCUCCUCCAUCCUGCCGGUAUUGUCAGUGCCCCCGAUGCACGUUACCUUUCCACGCUCCUUGAAUGCCCAUAUGGAGCUAAAAACAACGUCACAGAUCUAUCUCCUGCUCUUGCCACGGCUCAGCAAACGAAUCCGAAAGCAACAACAACAUAGC